Penicillium macrosclerotiorum is the source of this 1143-nucleotide messenger RNA. RefSeq lists its product as uncharacterized. The coding region runs from base 1 to 1143 and encodes 380 amino acids. Lineage: Eukaryota; Fungi; Ascomycota; Eurotiomycetes; Eurotiales; Aspergillaceae. The transcript is spliced from 3 exons. The record is from RefSeq and is a predicted model, not a curated record.
AUGCCACUCCAUAGGAAGAGAAGCGCGAGUUCCUUGUCCGACAGGGAGAGUAUUUGGCCUCCUGCUGAGGAUGAAAAACCCCAGGUGAUAUCUGAUGUUGAUGUCGAAUUCGCGGAUAUCGAUCCUCGAAUUAGGAGAUGCCAGGAGCGAAUCGCGAAUGGGAUCUGCACCAAAGGCAACGAGAUAAAAUUGACUGCCUUGGAAGCAGCGAAAAACUAUCGAAAGCAGCUUAUGGACCGUGAGCCGGGUCUGAAUUGGGAAACGGUCAAGCGUUUACAAACCCUGGAAAUGAUUAAACAAAGUUUGGAGGAAGAUGAUCACUACAAAGAGCUUGUGAACGUCAAGGCUAUAAUAUCUGCCUAUCGAUCGGGCAAGCUAUCAUUUGAUGGGAACGCCACCUACUGGUGUAAUGGGAAGCCCCUUGAAGGACCUAAGCCAUUUUCCUGGGAAGACUUCCGAAGAUUGAAUACAGCAGAGCACAGACAAGGAGGGGGAUUUUGGGUCGAGGGGUUGACAAAAACACUUCGGUACAAAUCGGAUCACGCUCAUACCCCACAAGAGAACCCCGAGGUUGAUCUUGUGUUUGCCGACGACACGGGAGCUCAGAUGAUGAUGAUGUACAAGGACGAUAUGGAUAACCUCAUGGGAACUACAGGAGCCACGGAUUCUCCCUGGGAUCAUAUUAUGGGGUUCGACAUGUUCAGGGGAGCGAUCGGUGAGCCUGCCAUGAAUUUACUCUUAGCAGUUGAAGUGAAUAUAUGCGCGAAAGGACUUGCCUCGAAUCUACUUCCGGGACGGACUCCGCUAAAAACUUCAUGGAUGACAGUUCCUUGCUGUAUCUCAGCGGCGCAGUCAACAUGGUUGGACGGCACCCCCAAAACAAGACUUAGUGGCCCAUGGCUGCGACAAAUGCUAUAUACUGCAACGGCCCCUGAAUUCCCAGGAUCCCCAUCCAGGAUGUAUAUUAGCACAACUAAAAGUGGUCUCUCUGGAAGAAACAUGCUGCCGGCUCACAGCAUCGCGACUGCCGUGCCUCUUCAAUUUGAACAGCCGCAGUGGGGAGUAGCCAAGGUUGCAGACCCUGGAACAGGUCGCGUAGUACCAUUCGCAAAUAAAGCUAUACCGGGACGGGUGCCACCAUGA